Vicia villosa (hairy vetch) is the source of this 328-nucleotide messenger RNA. RefSeq names its product gibberellin-regulated protein 12-like. The transcript has 3 exons. The record is from RefSeq and is a predicted model, not a curated record. The coding region runs from base 17 to 295 and encodes 92 amino acids. NCBI's taxonomy places the organism in Eukaryota, Viridiplantae, Streptophyta, Magnoliopsida, Fabales, Fabaceae.
GACAAAACAAACCACAAUGACUAAAUUCAUUUGUUCAUUUCUUCUCAUGAUUGUUUUCAUUUCUGUGAUCCAAGAUGCAUAUGCAGGUGGAGAAGGAUUACUUCUUUCUGAAGAAAGUGAGAGGGAAUGUGAGAAUCGUUGCUCAAUAGCUAUGGACAAGAAAGCAUGUCUAACCUAUUGUAACAUUUCUUGUGGAAAAUGUUUUUGUGUUCCAUCUGGAACAUAUAGUCAUAAGGAAGAAUGUCCAUGCUACAACAACUGGAAAACUAAGAGAGGAACACCCAAAUGUCCCUAGUUUCUGUAUUGUUCCUGCAUGCAUAAAUCUCAG